CCAGCGAGCACGGCAUCUGAGCAGGAGACCUGGGACUGAUCCUUCUACAGCCCGACGAAGUGAGUAAAUAUAACCGGAUUAAUUUAACGUAGAGUGAUUUAACGUAGAGGUUCACUGGCAAAUACUUUAUUACUUUAAACACCAAUAUUUUGAACCUCGUCCACUUUAAAGUAAAAACACAAUGGUAAACAAACAGAGGAGGACUAUUUGGGAGUUUCUCCCGCGGUCCAGUGGAAAAAAAUUAUCCGACUGGAAACACCCUCUACUAUAUGGUUCCGCAUACUUUUCCGGGUUACUCUGCUCUAAACCGUCCCGUGUGUGUUUAACUAUUUGUUGAGUCAUGUUGUUCCAGAAGAUGCAGAAUACUAAAGUUGACUUUUAAAGCGAAAUUUAAACUUUAGUACAUUUUGAAAUUUCUUGUUUAGACGUCUCGCUGGGCAGACAGUGACUCACCUUUUCCCUUCUCCACCCAGUCGGUCACCUGGGGACAGAAAGGUAAGAGGAAACAUAACGUGAGAAACAGACAUGAUUUUAAUGUUCUUAUUGAACUCUGUUGAGAGAUAUCCUCCAUCUAUCUCUGACUUAUUAGGAAGAAUUAGCCUACCUGUCAUCACCUUCCUCUCUUACCUGGUUGUUCUCUAAGUACACGAUUUGAUGUAAAACUGACGGAUGAGGUGCCUCCUUAAAAUCAAGACUAUCAGGUUUCAUGUGGCAUGAUCAGCUACAAUAAAACAUGACCCUGUGUUUUUUUAAACUGGAACUAAGCAUAUUCAGUUUCGCUUCUGUUUCAUGUUACAUUUAGGCUUCAUUUAUUCAUAACUUAUGCAUUAUUUGCAUUUAUGUAACAAAAUGUUUAUCUAAAUUUAAGAGCGCUAACAUCAUAUGUCAUUGAAAACUGAUAAAGGGAGCUGUUAGGCCUCAUUCAGGACCAUUAGUCUUUGAAUGUCUUGAUUUAUUGGUAUUUCUUUUUCAGGUAAUAAAGAUAAUCUAAAACUAGAGUUACAUAGAGUAGUUAUUUGGCAAAUCAGGCCAUCAGUUAUUAGAUUGAUCCUAUAAAUGUUGAUAUUUUUGAUGUCCGAAGCAGCUGGUGCAGGGUUGGUCAGGUAUGUCAGACAAAUUCACCUCAUUCUGAAAUUCCAUCCAUGCUCAGCUGCUCCUCUGAUGUGACAUGUUAUCAGAAUGAUCGAGGAGCUCAUCUUUGCAAAUUAAAAAGAUAAAGGAGAUUUUGCCUUAACAGAAAAAUUAUCCUAAAUGUUGAGUCAAAAUAAUGUUGUUGUAAAACAACCAUGAGAUAAUGUUUUAGUAACAAGAAAAAUGAGAUAACAGGUCAAAAUACUGAGAUAAAAAGUCAUUAUUAUCAGAUUAGAAUGUCACAAUAAUGCAAUAAAUUUAUCUUAAAUUAAAAUGGUUAGAUAAAUGUUAAAAUCAUUACAUAGAAGUUGUUAUUCUGAAAUAAGAAUCAAUAAGCAUGAGAAAAAAAAGUCAUAAUAACAACAUAAAAAUGAUUAAUGAGAUAAAAGUCAUAACGAUGAGCUAAAAAGUCAAAAAGAUAAAAGUUAUAAUGGUGGGAAAAUUCAUACUGAGUUACAUGUCAAAAUUGUAACAUUUUGUUAUUAUAAAUAUAGGUAUAAUCAUGCAAUAAAGUCAUUAUUUCAAAAUUAAGCUCAGAAUUAUGAGAUGAAUGUCAUAAUGAUGACAUUAUAGCUAACAAUGAGGUUAAAAAGACAGAAUUAUGCAAUACACGUCAAAAUCCUGACAUAGAAGUCUUAUCUGAUAAUUUUGCUCUACCAUUAAGUCAGAUUUUCUUUCUCAUAGCAAUGUAAAGUUUUCCUGAACAUUAUAACUCAAUCUAAUUAGUGCAACAGUCACAUCUUUAAUAUAAGAUAAGAUACACCUUUAUUAGUCCCACAAGGGAAAUUCCCAUUUACAGUUCAUCCUUUCCAAGAAACAUACAAUUGACAGAUGCACACAGGGUGACAGGAACAGGAGAACUGUCGGAUUAUAGUCUGUUUCAUAACCACCCAGAAACUUCUUUCUGGAGCUUAUUGAGGACAAUUACACAGACAUUGUCUUUAAAAGUUGUUGAAAGCAAUAUAGACUCUUAACUCCAUAAUCCACAGUCAAAACUUUGUGUUGUGCUCUCAACCUCCUCAAAUAUUGACCUGUGCUGACAGAAUAAACAGGUUUAUUAAACAGUCUCGCCCAGGGUGUGUCGCUGUGUGGGGUGACAUAUUCAUACAGUGAGAAUGUGGACUAGCUGGUGUUGUUUACCCUGAAUACCUGCUGAUGUUUGAUCCUUGACAGCAUUAAAUGUCUGUCUCUGGGCUGUACUUGGUAAACUAACUCCUCCUCUUCAUAUUUUCAUGACAUGAAAAAUCCUGUUCCAGCUCUCAGUUAUAUUUCCUCCUCUGUUCUGUCAGGCUGCUGACUUGGUGGGCUGUCUGUCUGGGAUUUGGCGGAGCUGCAAACUAAAAGACACCUGAACAUCCAGGUAAAGGAAAAACUCUUUAAUGCCUUUUUAAACUGCAAAUUUAAAACAACUUUUUUUUUCUUUUAGCAGGGUAACUUUUAUUCUUAAAAAAUGUGGACAUCUUUUUGUUCUUGAUUUACUUUGAUUAGCGUUUUUUCUUUUUAAUGUUUUAGUCUGAAUUCACUCUCUGCCUUUGAGCACAAUAUGACCAACUUACACAUCUGAUACAUUCACUCUCAGACGCAGGUGUUAAACCUCACUAACCAGCCCAAAUAGCACCCAUUCAACACACUUUCUACCCUCUUCCUUUGAUUUCCAGACCAUCGCUUUCUCUCACCAUGUCCAACCCAAACGUUCCAGACCACCAUGAGGAGGCCUACGUUUCUCUGAUGAGAGACAUGAGAGAGCUGGACCUCACUGGCUCUAGCAUUCCCUGUGACCUGGUGCUGAUCGGAGACCAUGCCUUUCCUUUAGCAAUGAACAGCCAAGGCCAGGUCCUGAUGGCUGCCUCUCUGUACGGCAAAGGAAGGAUUGUGGUUGUGGGUCAUGAGAGUUACUUGACCAAAUGUCCUGCUCUGGUGGAGAGCGCUCUGGUCUGGCUGAGAGGAGAUGGAUCAAACAACACGUCUGUAGGGAUCAACAAAGAAGUCAAGGAGGUUGCUGAUCAUCUCAACAAAUCCAGCUUUCAGACCAGAGUAGUGGAGGGCUUCGAGAAAAACCUGGGGGUUGGUGUGUACGUGACCAAGGCCUACAAUGUGGACAAAGAAGUGAAGGACCUGGUGGCAUUUCUAAAAAAUGGAGGGGGAGUGCUGAUGGGAGGGCAGGCGUGGCACUGGGCUUCCUCUCACCCAAAGUCCAACACGCUGCUGCAGUUUCCAGGGAAUAAGCUGUCAGGGGUGGCAGGGAUCUACUUUUCUGAGCAUCGCUGUGAGGCAGAGCGCAUACCUGUCCCCCCACAGAUCCCAUCUUCCUGGAUGUCUGUGGUGUGAGUGUUCAUAAGUCAUUUAUUUUGGAGCACAAUCAUUAAAUGUUACACCUCAGCUUUUAUUUUGAAACUUUCACACACACUCUGCCUCCUGGUUAUAAAAGUAUGAUUACAGUGGACAGUCAUUUACAACUCUGAUUCUAUAAGAGUUGUGCUGCUGCGUAAAAUGUUGAUAAAAACAAUAUAUUUGCAGAGUUUUCAAAUCAUUUAAAAUCUAUGUUUAAUUUAAAACAGUGCAUUGACAACGUUUGUUACAUCAUGAUUUCCGUUUCCAUUUAGCUCUUUUUUUAGCAAUACUGUAAACCUUAGUGAACCAGCAGACCAGGUUCUGGAGUCUAGACAGUGAAAUGUUGUCCCAGUCUUGCUUGAUAGAGGAUUUCAGCUGCUCAAUAGUUCAGGGUCUCCUUUGUCUAAUUUUUAGUUUCCUGAUGAUCCAAAUGUUUGCAACAGAUAAGUCAGGACUGCAGUUAGGCCAGUCUAUCAGCAGUACUCUUCUACUACAGAGCCACGCUGUCUUAAUCCCUGUUGUCAGAAUUUGGUUUGUCAUUGUCUUGCUGAAAUAUGAAGGUCUUCCCUGAAAAAGUAAUUGUAGCUGUGAGCUGAAAACAGGCCCUGGUCCUUCUACUCUGCAGAGAGGAGAAUGCAGCAUUCAUGAUCCCAAACAGAAUGUCCGACUUUGAUUGGUCAGCCCACAUAAACAGUUUUCCCUCCCUCUUAGUCAAUCUUCUGUGGGCUCAGAUCCAGAUAAGUCUCUGGGACAUGGUUCAGUACCUCAUUUGUGGAUGCAGUGACAAGAUGUGUUCACAGACAUGAUGCAUUUAGGAAGUCAUUUGAUCCUGAAGAUCAGGACCAUCCAGUCUUGGUUUUGGUCUUUGUCCCUUUAGUACAGAGCAUAGACUGUAUAAAGAAUGGACAGAGUCUGCCUCCUCUCUGGGUGAAGCCACUCCGAGAACAGCACCCUCUGUGGACGGGCUGCAGUAUAGGUCAUGAAUCCCACCUCCACCAGCAAAGCUUAUGGGACUGUGGACAAACUUUAGAAAUUUAUACACAGUACAUACAUUUUUCUCCCCCCUGCUUGUGAUGUUGACAUGUGGUUACUGUAAGACUGGUUUGUGCUCAAGUCCUCUUUUUUCUGUACAGCUCCGUUUUCAAAAGUUAUUAGGGGGUUCAUGUUUUCUAUGAUUGACACCUGAUACAGCCUAUGGGCGUUCAGGGAUUGUGUAGCUCUCCCGGGGGAUACGCUGUUUGAGCCGGGCAUUAUCACAGCGAAAUCCCGAGAGCUUUUUGGCUUCAAAUCUGUAUACAGGUGGUAGGCGGAACCAAGUUGUCCAUAGUAUAUACAGUCUAUGGUACAGAGAUUUCUCCAGAUUCUCAGAAUCUUUUAAUAAUAUAAUUUUCUGUAGAUGAUGAAAUCCACUCAUUCUUUCACAUUUGACACUCAGGAACAUGAUUCUGUAACUGUUCAACUAUUAGCUCACACGGUCUGUCUGUGUAUGUUUCCAAAGUUUUACACCAAGAGAAUAACUGAUGAAUCUUUGUAUUUAUACCUGUGACUGUAUCAACUACAUAAUGGACUCUGUCUUUGAUAACUGGUCUCUACUCACCCUCCCAUGAACAGUAUUGGUAAGGACUUCGAGGACGACCUUGAGUUCCUGUUUGAUGGGGUUCCAGAGCUUGACCUCCAGGGUAAUAGCUUGGCCUCUGAAAUCCUGAUCCACGGUCCACUGGCCUUUCCUAUCGGGACCACAGAGGGUGGACAGGCCUUCAUGGCAGGAGCUUACUACGGGCAAGGACGUGUCAUUGUGACGGCUCAUGAAGGAUUUCUGGGACGAGAGGUAGAGUUUGUGUCCUUGUACAAUACUUUUAAUCUUUAUGCUGUCUGUCUGUGCUGUAUUUGACAGUUCUUACAGCUACUCUUUCAUUUUAAAAACUGGUACCAUUCUGGUUUACGCCUGUACCCAGAAAACCCAGAAGUCUAUGCAUGUAGCGCAAUGCACAUCUCCUCAAAACUGUAACUUCAUGUCCAAACCAAGUAGACCACAAGCCCUGAUCCAUUGGCUGCACAGACACUACAUUGCAAACUAGCAUUUGGCAAGUUUAGCAAAGUGACGCAGAAGUUGGCCAACUCUCUUGCAUGGCAACAGUGGAGGAGGCCCUCAGCUGCUGUCUGGAAUGCACCGAUGUGCCAGAUCUGUAAAAUUAUUAACAAACCACCAACUGUCUCGAAUUUUCUCUCUGUCUGCAGAAGCUGACCAAAUUUUGGAGCAAUGCCAUUCGUUGGUUGGAUGAAGGCCGCCAGGGGGUCGUUGGUAUAGAGCCAAAACUCUCUGGCGAUAUCCUCCGCAAAUCUGGGUUAAAGUUUGAGCAGUCUGGCUUCAAAAAAGACCUGAGUGUGUUUGUGUGUAGACCGAAUACCAACAUUGACAUACUAGACUAUGUGGCAGAAGGGGGAGGCCUGCUGGUGGCCGGACAUGCCUGGUACUGGGCUCAGACGCAUCGUGGGAAAAAUCCAUUAUCAGAUUUUCCAGGUUUGUAAAAGUACUUCAAGUGAGAGGAAGAAAGGAUUUAGAGAAAGACUGAUUUACAGGAUUUACAGGACUAAUUAUGGCUUUCUAGAGAAUUUUUAUGACUAAUGCUGCAGACACUGCAGGCAGCCAUCUUGUCAGUGAGGCAAAUCUGAUCUAAAAUUGAAAGCUCAAAGUGGGCUCUACCUCAGGUACACAGCUUUGGUUUUCAGAUCAGGUGUGUGAUGUCUUUCAGGUAACCAUGUCCUGAACAAAAUGGGCUUGAGCCUGUUGGGUUCAACAGUCAAAGGAGGAAUAUUUAAGACUCCUGAUCCUAGCAAAGCCAAAGACAACUACCACUUCCGCCAGAUGCUUCGCCGUUUUGCCGCUCAUGUAACCAAGGGGGAGAACCUGAGCAAGCAGGAAGAGGGCAACCUGAAAAAGCUUGGCCAAGACUGCUGCGAAUAUUUGCACAUGAACGCUCGAGACUGCUGCUCCUACACCCAGGUGGUUUCCACGCUCACCGACAUCUUCAAGACCUCAGGCUUACCUCAGGUGAGUGAACUAAUAAACUACUUCAGAAUGAUUUGUCUGAAUAAAAGGAAGUGACACUGCCAAUACAAGUUAAAGCAGCAAUAUUACCAUUUUGAUAACACUCAACAUCAUUUUUAUUUAAGGUGUGCGAUAAAUGCCCGUCAAAAGGUGCAAAAGACCACCUGCUCCUCAGUUUGGGGGCUGACGUGUACAAAGCUUGUCCAAAUCCUGAUGCCCUCCUGCCCUACCUUAUCAAGGACAACCCUGUAAUGCCUGUCGUCUAUAACCACAAGGUUUACAUUAAUGUGGACACAGCAGGUAAGCAUUCAUGUUUUUAGAGAUUAGUGAUUCUGAGAAGGGAGGGAAAUUCAGGUGAUUUAAUGCAGUCAUCACUAGAGCUUCAUACAAGUGCACUUUUCUUAUUUAACGCUGUGAUUUAUGUAAUUAUAGGUCUGAAAAUCAGUUUGUGACACUAAUCUAGGAAAGGAAAAAGGCUGAUGUGUGUGACUGUUGGAUGAUUUAUGCGUCUGUGUGUGUUGAAGGAGGGGAGGAGUGGAUCAGCACGGGUCUUUACCUGGCUCCUGGUUUGAAGACCCACAUAGCCGUACCUAAGCAGAUUCUCAACAAAGGAUGGCAGGUACUGUGCGCAGAUUAAUGUAAGGUUUUUGUAUUUCUGCGAAGCACUAUCUGAAUAUGUUCACAGCCUGGUAAAACCAUUGGAAUCGAAAAACUGGGUCCUGAUCAGAACUGUUUUAUCUACUGGCAUCUUUGCCUCUGCACUCCUUAUUAUAUCCAUCUCUCCAGCCUCACAAACUUCCAGAGUAACAGAUGAUCCCUGUCAUCCUCAGGUCCAGAUUGGCUGCCAGACAGACAGGCUCAAGCAUGAAUCGCUGAAGAGAGCUCCUAGAGUUCAUGAGCGGUUUCCUGUUACCUCAGAAAUGAUGCUGGUGCAUAACCUGUGGGGGGGCCUCAUCUACCUGAUCGCCCCUCCCAAAACAAAAGAGGAGGGGCUAGAGGUCACAGUGCAGAUAGCUGUACCUGCACCGUACUACAAGUCAGGUGAGUCUGUGCUGGAUGUUUGCUGAUGAUGGCAGUCUAAGGUUGAGCAGGAUGAGCGAGAGAGAAUAAAAACCACCUCAGACCACUUUGGAUAAAAUAAGUGCAGAGUGAAUCUUUGCUCAGCUCUCAGGUGUUCUUUUCAGGUGUGACUACACCAGCUGAGUGGGCGUUGCUGAAAACAGCUCCUGCACCCUGGGCAGAGCUGGAGUUCGCCAACCUCAUCAUGACGGUACCUUCAGAUGUUAUUCGGGAUCUGGAGCGCCCAGACCUGCUGGCGGUAUUAUGGGAUGACAUCAUGAAAGGCAUUGCUGACCUUGCCGUCAUACCGCACAAAUUUCCACGCAAAGAACGCUAUGUGGCAGACGUGCAGAUUUCCCACGGUAAUUUCACUCUCUGCGCUUUGUCAUGUUUUAAAUCGGAGGUCCAGUUUUGUUUUUUGUUUUUUUAAAAUUUGCUCUACUUCUUCUCCUUCCAGGUUGGAUGCACGCAGGUUAUCCUGUCAUGAUGCACAGGGCCACAGCCGCAGCGCUGGUCAGCGUAGAGCACGCGAAGACUAAAGGCCUCUGGGGCGCCAUCCAUGAACUGGGGCACAACCAGCAGAGGAGGUGCUGGGAGUUCCCAUCGCACACCACAGAGUGUACAUGCAACCUGUGGUCUGUGUAUGUUCAUGAAAAUGUGAUUGGGAUGAGCAAGGAGAAGGUGAUCAUUUUUUAAAAAGAUCUUUUCUUGAAGUGCAUUUCAAUACAGCUGUUAAAGGAAGAUGCAAAUGACAACUAAAAUAUUAUUUCCAUGAUUUUUGACAGUAUAUGACUUUUUAUUGAGAUUUUUAAAGUUUCAAACACAUUUUUUUCAUCCUGUUUAGGCUCAUCAAGCGAUGAUUCCUGAAAAUCGAAACAAACGGGCUGAGGAAUAUGUCAAAGGAGGGCGGAAACUCAGCAGCUGGAGCGUGUGGACGGCCCUGGAGACCUACAUGCAGGUACAAGAGAGUCACUAAAUACUGUGAUAGAAAAAUGAGAUCCAAGCUAAACAAAAAGAAAAGGCUUUAAUUUCUUCUGUUUCAAAUUAGAAAUGAGCUUAUUGUUUUGAAUGAUAAGAAAAUCCUCACAGCCUCCUCUUUGAGAGUAAUGAAUUCAGACCAACCAGUUUGCUGUUCCCUUUCACCUUUGUACCCUCAUACCUGCUUCAUUGGAUCUCUCAAAUUUGUCCAUUUCUCAAAUCGCUACACAUUUCCACUCUGCACAAGGGUCGGCCCUAUUUAUUGCCAUCAAAAAUUCUUCAAGGAGGGUAUAUAUCGAGGCUGGACUGCACUCUCUGAUUGCAUAAAGGAUUGUGCAUCAUUUGCCCUCACCCUCUGCCGCAUAUCAAGCUUGGUUUCACAUGUUAUUAUAAGCAUAUCGUUUUAAUGAUAUUCAAGUGUAUAAGAAAGCACUGCAGCUCUGUGCAGUCUGCUCCAGUUUUGUGUCUGUAAUUGAAGUGAGCUGUCAGCAUCUCCCCAUCCACUGCUCAUUCAACUAUGUUUAAUAGUACAGCCUGUAUGUGGUAGCCUGUACACAGCCUUUAAUGAUUACAGGCGUCACGCACAGAUCUAUUAUUUGUAGUUCAUGCAGAGAUGACUUGUCUUGAUCACUGAAGGGUUUGACAGCAAAGCUGUUUUUUUUUCUCAUAUUUUUCACCUUUUCUUCUGCUCUUUGCAGCUGCAGGAAAAGUUUGGUUGGGAUUCCUUCAAGAAAGUGUUUGCAGCGUACCACAAGAUGAGCGACUGCCCAAAGGGCAACCCAGAAAAGAUGAACCUGUAUGCUGAGACCUUCUCCAACACCGUGCAGAUGAACCUGUGUGGAUUCUUCAAGGCCUGGGGCUGGCCCAUAGAAAAAGCAACAGAGGAGAAACUCUCCAAACUGCCUGCCUGGAAUGACCAUCCCAUGACCAAAUACAACUGAGCUUCAGACUGCCGCUGAUGUGGAGGGUUAGGCUGAUAAUACUAUCCACUUUAGCCUGUCACAGCCCGAAGAAGGUGGGGUGGUGUUUGAAAUGUGAGGCUUGGGGAGAGAUGGGUUCAAAAACUGACAAAUUUCUGAUACUUAGGGGUGAAUUCACAAAAGAUGCAGCACUGCCACUGAUAGACCCACAGAAUUCAGAGUAAUUUGAAAGUCCAGUUGCUAAAGCAUGUUGUACAGUAUAUUCCGGUGUACACUUGCAGAUAAAUGUAUACCACAGACAAGUACAUUUAUUGGACAAAGUCAAUCCAAAACACGCCAAACCUCUUUGCACCCUGCACUUCACUUCACAUCCUAAUUGCGUGCCGUUAACUGACAAAACGUUUUUGGACACACUGAGAUCCACUUUGCACCACAAAAUAGAUUUUUUUCUACCAUACAGAGGUUUCCUUGGUCUUCUGAUGACUGAUUCUAUCGCUAAGCCACAGCCUCUGUGCUUCUGUGCCUCAGACAGUUUGUAGAUUUUCUUUUUGUGUUGCAGCUGAAACUGAAAAUUACAUGAUUCAUUUUUGCCUGUGCAGUUUUAUUGGUGUUUAAAGAUGUGCAGUUUUUUUGUGAAUUCAUUCCCGAGACUUUAAAGACUUAAUAAGUUCACUGACUUUGUUUCCU
Xyrichtys novacula (pearly razorfish) is the source of this 10155-nucleotide messenger RNA. NCBI's taxonomy places the organism in Eukaryota, Metazoa, Chordata, Actinopteri, Labriformes, Labridae. The record is from the annotation of a GenBank genome assembly.